GCAGCAGGAGCAGCAGGAGCAGCGCGGUGCUGCAGUGAGCGGAGCCGGCGGAGGAGCGCCCCAACCGCCCGCUGCUCUUUAAACCAGGACCUGCUUGAUAAAUCCUAUCCAGUGUUGCAACUGCAUGUGGAGAAGCAGCAUUUUGGGACUUGCAGAGGAAUCAACAAGCUCCUGUGGAGGAUGGUGACACAUUGUGGACUGCGGAUCGCAAAAUAUUACUUCAGACAGCGAGAGUGAGGAAGGAAGAGGCAGACGUCUGUUAUUCCAGGGACAUGCUCCCAUUGGGGAUGGAACAAGAGGAAUCUGUGUUUGACUGUGGGAGCCCCGGGAAAUUGAGAGACAUCAUGUUAUUUUUGACUUAGAAAUAAAAAAUCUUUUGAGACGCUUUACAAAAAUACUGCAAUUCAUCCAUGGGCUACAGAUGAACUUAUACUCUGCCACGUGUGAUGUUGGGGGUCUAUUUUCCGAGUGUACCCACCUCCAGUGCUGAUCCCCUAAAUAUGGACUCUGCUUCUCAUGUUAAGGAACUUUAGAAAUAAUUUCAGCAUGUCUUCGAGGCCAUCCAGUGGAAUUCUGGGGGAUGAGGAAGUCAUCAGUAUGAGCCACCGUGGAAAAAUGUCGGACAUUAAGACGCAAGUUGGAAGAGGAUGUGUGAAAGACUGGUUUUCAGAAACGACAGCAGUCUACUGCAGACAGCGAGUAUCUGUCUGUUUCUCUUUCCCCCUCAUCUCUAUGGUCUUACUACACCUCUCCCUGGUUACACCCGCUCUGUCCAUUCAAAUGGAGUCUAUAGAGAGCCACAGUGAGUUCAGCUGUGAGCCCAUCAGACUGAGAAUGUGCCAGGAUCUGCCUUACAACACCACCUUUAUGCCCAAUCUACUGAACCACUAUGACCAGCAGACAGCCGCUCUAGCCAUGGAGCCUUUUCAUCCCAUGGUGAACCUAGUGUGCAGUGCUGACCUGAGGAUGUUCCUGUGUGCCCUGUACGCCCCGGUGUGCACGGUGUACGGCCGGGUGUCCAUGCCAUGUCAAUCUCUCUGCCAGCGCGCCAAAGACGAGUGCCACAAACUAAUGGAGAUAUUUGGAGUAUCCUGGCCAGACGACAUGGAGUGUAGCAGGUUCCCUGAUUGUGACGAGCCCUAUCCUCGAGCAGAGGACCUGCUAACAGGUUCUGAGCCCACUGACCAGUCAUCCAUGACUGUGCAGAGAGACUACGGUUUCUGGUGCCCCAGAGAGCUCAAAGUUGACCCUGACCUGGGAUACUCUUUCAUGGGCAAGAAGGACUGUUCUGCCCCAUGUCCCUCGAUGUUCUUCAACCAGCAGGAGCUGACCUUUACCCGAUACUUCAUAGGAGUCAUCUCCAUUGUCUGUCUGUCCGCAACGCUCUUCACCUUUCUGACAUUUCUCAUUGAUGUUACCAGGUUUCGAUACCCUGAGCGUCCAAUAAUCUUUUACGCUGUGUGUUAUGUCAUGGUGUCGCUGGUGUUUUUCCUUGGUUUCCUGCUGGAAGACAGAGUUGCCUGCAAUGCAGUCGUCCCCUCUCAGUUUAGAGCUUCAACCAUAACACAGGGUUCACACAACAAGGCGUGCACACUGUUCUUCAUGGUCCUGUAUUUCUUCACCAUGGCUGGCAGCUUGUGGUGGGUCAUACUGACGAUCACUUGGUUCCUGGCCGCUGUGCCUAAAUGGGGUAGCGAGGCCAUUGAAAAGAAAGCCCUCCUCUUCCAUGCUAUCGCCUGGGGGCUCCCAGGGGCCCUGACUGUCACCUUGUUGGCCCUGAACAAAAUUGAAGGAGAUGGGAUCAGUGGAGUGUGUUUCAUAGGCCUCUAUGAUAUAGAUGCCCUGCGGUGGUUUGUUCUGGCACCGCUCUGCCUCAAUGUGGCGGUGGGCGUGUCUCUCCUGUUAGUGGGCAUUGUGGCUCUGAAUCGGGUGCGCAUGGAAAUCCCUCUGGAGAAGGAAAACCAGACCAAACUAGUCAAGUUUAUGAUCCGAAUGGGAGUGUUCUCAGUGCUCUACCUUGUGCCCCUGUUGACUGUGAUUGGGUGCUACCUGUAUGAACACACCUACCGAAACAUUUGGGAGAAUACAUGGAUGGAGGAGAACUGCAGGCGCUAUCACAUCCCCUGCCCAUACAAGGUGGAGCAGACCAGUCGACCGCUCAUGGUUUUGUUCCUGAUGAAAUACCUGAUGAUGCUGGUGGUGGGGAUUCCCUCUGUGUUCUGGGUGGGCAGUAAGAAGACCUGUUUCGAAUGGGCCAGCUUCCUGCACGGGCGCAGACGCAAAGACAGUGGGGUGAAUGAGUCUCGCCAGGUUCUGCAGGAGCAGCCCGACUUUGCUCAGUCUCUGCUGCGUGAACCCAACACCCCUGUUAUUAGGAAGUCCAGAGGAACAUCCACUCAGGGCACCUCCACCCACGCCUCCUCCACUCACUUAGCUGUCUUGGACGACCUUGACGAGCCGGUCAGAACUCACCACGGCCACCCUGCCUCCACCAGGAGUAAAGCCAGCAGCGUUCACAGCAAGGCCAGCUACCACGGCAGCCUGCGCCGCACCCGAGACGACAGGAGCGAUGCGGUGGUUUACCGAGGUACAGAGGAGCGCAGUUUCCAUGGCAGCAUGCCACGUCUUGACCACCCGCUUUCCACUCACAGCAGCCUCCAUCACAUAGAUGGCAACUCACGGCACGCCAGCCAGCGUGACGUAUCUGAAGCCCCGUCGACCCUCAUCACCCACGGAACCACGGCGAGUAACAGUCGAGUUGCUGAGAAUGACGGCACUAGUGCCUGAAAACAAUCACAAACUUGACAGGAAAUCUUUGCCAGGACGCUGUUUGUCUUUUCAAAGAAGAUUUGCCGUCAGCAGACACACACUGCAGUGUCUGUAGCGUGUGUGAAGAUGGAGGAUGUACCAGUGCGUGCUGUGGUGGUGAAUUUUAGUUUCAGUUUAUCGCUGUGCAGCUGUUGGUUAACACAGGUUUAAGCUGGACAGGUAUGUUUACACAUUUGAGUUGACAAAGCAGUUGACUCCUGAUUGCGAAACUCAAACAGCUGAACCAACAUGAUAAACGCACCUCCUCAGACUUAAGUGACAUCUGUGUGAGUCAAGAUGUUAUUCAGGUAAAGUUUAAGUAUCUCGUGUUAAAAAAUGGUUACAGGAUGUUGCAGGUUUACUCUGAAAGAUUCAUCUUGGAUUUAGGGGUUGGACACCAGAACAUCGUGACACGUCUCUCGUGACACGUCUCUCGUGACACGUCUCUACUUCCAAAUAAGGAUCUUGAAUCAUCUUGCAGGAUUUACAGGAAUAUUGUUAAAUAUGUCACCGGUGCAGAGUUUUGCUUUUGUAACAAUCUCAACUGGUUUGUCGUCUCACAUGAAACUUGACUGAUGUCAGUCAGAUCGAAUUAUUCCAUGUUUUUGUUUCUGCAGCUCUUAAUGAUGUUUAUCUUCGCCUCAUGUGACAUUUUGGACCUUUUUGUGGAUUAGUGAGAUAUUUUUAUACUGUGAAAAUCGUGUGUGUGUGUGUGUGUGUGUGUGUGUGUGUGUGUGUGUGUGUGUGUGUGUGUGUGUGUGAUAAACACACAAGUGGUUAAAUGUGUUUGGAACUUCAGUCACUCCCUCUGAUGAACAGAUAAACAUGAUGGAGGGAACUUCACCCAGAAUGUUAAAGGGUUGUCUUCAGAGCCAGAAAGAUAAAUGAACUAGAAUAAUGCUUGUGCACUUACUUAACAUGCACAGAGGUUACUCCAGCUAAACCUGAAAUAAUGUCAGCACUGGACCUUCUGCACAGAGUCAUUAGCUUUGCAAGGGAAGACAAGUAAGACAAUAGUUUACACAACCAAUGCUUAUUUCAUUUGCCAGCCAAUCUUGAUAAUACAAUCUAAAUGGAAGAAGCAGAAUAAGAGUCAUGACAAAGUCUAAAAGCCUCAAAAUUGCAUCACAAUCUGAACUUCAACAACCUCUGUCUGUGACCCAGAUUCAGGAAGUCGUCCAUCAACGCAGCUGUAUAGACUGAAGUGUAAUUAAAAAAUGGAAACCAAUGACAGUGCUUUUAUUUUUAUAUCUGUCAACAUACUCGUGGCAGAAUGGUUUUACCAGUUGCACUGAUGUGAACCGAAACUGCUUCUGUACUGUGCUCUUUGAUCAUGUGUGUUUGCAUUGUUCAAACUUUAUCCAGAAACGUACAGAAACAUUCACAUAUCAGGAUCUAUAUGUUCUCUGACAUUUAUUUUCUGAGGAAAUGUUAUAGAGUUAAAUGUAUAAUAUCGUUGUCUCUCUCUCAUUUGUUUUUUGUUCCACAAUCCCUAAAGUUAACCUACCUCACCUCUACCUUCAGCCUUCUCCGUACCUGCGUGCGCACACACACACACACGCGCACACACACACCCCAUUCAAUCAUUAUUGAGUACUUAAAAAGCAAAAUGCUCAUUUCAGUAGAAUUUGUGCUUAUAUCUAAAGAAUCUUGAGAGGCUAUAAAAUGAAACAUAAACCAAACAGACUUUUUAGUGACUCAUGGGUUCUGCCUGUAUCACACACACACACACACACACACACACACACACACACAAACAUACACUAGGAUCAGUAGCUAGCUCCAUCCCACAGUUAGCUAUGUAUUUUUUUCAUUCUACCUCUUCAGUUGAAACGUACCUUGAUGACUCUCUGGCCUUUCACUGCUGCCUCUCUCCUCCUGUUUCUGAUCAUCUCUCUUCACCUGUUCACUCGUCUGCCUGCAUAUCUGUUGUACAUAGAUCUUCUAUCCUCAUGUGGUGACUAACCGGCCUCACAUCUGCCUCCUGCCUCUCCUCCUGUGAAUGUGCCCACACUAAUCUUUUUUUGGACCUACACAAUCUGCCUGUACUGUUGCAAGUCUGGACUGCUGACAAACAUUAACCAUUGUGCUUCUACACCGAGAGAUGCUGAUGGUAAAUACGACACCAUGAAACAUCUCAUUCUUCUCAUCAGUCCGCACAGCCAGACAUUUCAUCAACAUCAUCACAGUGCUUCACAGUGAACUGGAGUAGCUUGACAAUAUGGCACAUUAGCAAUCAUGGUUUAAAAACAGAUCAAUAUUGAGAAGUGUGACACUUGAGUUGUAUUUGCCUUGUAAUUUAUUUGCAGUUUGGGACUGUAAUGACUUGUUUUACAUGCAGUCUAAUAAACAUUUUAUAAACUUCA
Messenger RNA from Paralichthys olivaceus (Japanese flounder), 5174 nucleotides. RefSeq names its product frizzled-3-like. NCBI's taxonomy places the organism in Eukaryota, Metazoa, Chordata, Actinopteri, Pleuronectiformes, Paralichthyidae. Gene Ontology annotation, molecular function: Wnt receptor activity; Wnt-protein binding. Gene Ontology annotation, cellular component: plasma membrane. Gene Ontology annotation, biological process: non-canonical Wnt signaling pathway; canonical Wnt signaling pathway. The record is from RefSeq and is a predicted model, not a curated record.